Piliocolobus tephrosceles (Ugandan red Colobus) is the source of this 2087-nucleotide messenger RNA. RefSeq names its product lymphocyte specific protein 1 (gene LSP1). The transcript is spliced from 11 exons. The coding region runs from base 750 to 1583 and encodes 277 amino acids. The record is from RefSeq and is a predicted model, not a curated record. Gene Ontology annotation, molecular function: myosin binding; actin binding; calmodulin binding. Gene Ontology annotation, biological process: signal transduction; muscle contraction. NCBI's taxonomy places the organism in Eukaryota, Metazoa, Chordata, Mammalia, Primates, Cercopithecidae.
GCCCCCCCCAGGGGCACAGUGCCUUCUCCCUGUGUGAUGGGGUGGGGCCCACAGUCUCCUUUCUCGCGGCCUCCCCGAGCUGACCCUGGGUCCCAGCUUGGCCAUGAGGGCUUCGGCAUGUGAAGCCCAUGGGAGGCAGAGCCUCCCUCCCCCACCGGUUUCCGGCUCUCUGUAUCGCCCCCAACACUGGGCUGGUGCCAUGGAGGGAAGUUCCGCCCUCCCCCACAUCAACUCGCCAGGGAGCUCCGUCUUCCCGGGCUGUGAGGGAAGCCAGCUCUGCAGGCCAGUGUCCAAGUCCCGGCGUCGCCUCCUCCAGGGAGCCUUCCAGACCCGAUCUGUGCGGCAGAGGCCCAGAAGGACCUAGGCGUGAGGAUCCUAGCGGGAGGCGGAGGACCCAGCACGUGCAGAGAGGGCCCGAGUGCUUCCUCCUGAGUGGGGGUCGCCCAUCUGGCUCCAGCCGCACAGAGCUACUCCCUGGAGCUCUCCGGCUCUCUGCCUUCCUGCAUUAGCUCUUGCCCGCACCUGGCCCGGCAAACCCCAGCUCAUCUUUCAGACCCAAGUUCAAGGCCUCCUCCUGCUCCAGGCGGCUCAUCACCUGGCCUCCCCAGGCAGAGAGGCCCACUGCACAAUGGAGCGUGGAAGACGAGGAGGAGGCCACCCGUCACCCAUGCCGGCAUGAGAGAGACAGGCAGCUUCAGGCCCAGGAUGUGGACGGAGGCGGCCAUGUCCCCGAGCAGCCGGAGCACGAGAUGCUCCUCAGCCUGAAGCCCUCGGAGACCCCUGAACUGGAUGAGGACGAGGGCUUUGGCGACUGGUCCCAGAGGCCAGAGCAGCGGCCGGAGCACGAAGGGGUCCAGGGCGCCUCGGACAGCAGAGAACCCCCCCGGUGCAGGAGUCCUGAGGGGGAGCAAGAGGACAAGCCCGGCCUGCAUGCCUGCGAAAAGGAGGACGGUGACGAAGUCCACCUGGAGGAGUUGAGUCUGGGCAAGGAGGGGCCAGACCCAGAGGACACUGUCCAGGACAACCUGGGGGCCGCAGGGGCUGAGGAGGAACAGGAGGAGCACCAGAAAUGUCAGCAGCCCAGGACACCCAGCCCCUUGAUCUUGGAGAGGACCAUUGAACACAGCUCACCUCCCCUGAGCCCCACCACUAAACUCAUCGACAGGACCGAGUCCCUAAACCGCUCCAUAGAGAAGAGCAACAGUGUGAAGAAGUCCCAACCAGACUUGCCCAUCUCCAAGAUUGACCAGCGGCUGGAACAAUACACCCAGGCCAUCGAGACCGCUGGCCGGACCCCCAAGCUAGCCCGCCAGGCCUCCAUAGAGCUGCCCAGCAUGGCCGUGGCCAGUACCAAGAGUCGGUGGGAGACGGGUGAGGUACAGGCUCAGUCUGCCACCAAGACUCCGUCCUGCAAGGAUAUUGUGGCUGGAGACAUGAGCAAGAAAAGCCUCUGGGAGCAGAAGGGAGGCUCCAAGACCUCAUCAACAAUUAAGAGCACCCCAUCUGGGAAGAGGUAUAAGUUUGUGGCCACCGGGCAUGGGAAGUAUGAGAAGGUGCUUGUGGAAGGGGGCCCAGCGCCCUAGGCCUCCUGUCUCGCUUCCUGGGUCUGCAGGUCCAGACGGGCGACACCCUCCAUGUACCCAGGGGAGAUCCCAGCCAGACACCUGCACCCCCGCCCUGGCUAAGAAGUUGCUUCCUGUUGCCAGCAUGACCUACCCUCGCCUCUUUGACGCCCCCCGCUGCCACCUCCUUUUGCUCCUGGACCCUUUAACUUCUCUGCCCUUCCACUCUCUGACCCCAACCACCCCCCUUCAGCUCUGCUUCUCAUUACUUGGGGGAGGAAAGAAACUCCUGAUCAUUGGCCAAAGGAACUUACCCCUGGAGAGGCCAAGUACCUUCUAGGAAGUUAGGAGGUUGAGGCACAGCCCUGUGCAGAGAGGGCGGGUCACCCCCCAGAUCCAAGGGGAAACUGCAGGUCAAGGACUGGUAAUGACCAUGCAGGAAGCUUGAUGCUGCAUCCCCCCCCCACCCUGCUUGCCACCCCCCCACCCCGCCAUUUUGUAUAAUAAAGCUCCCUGAGUAUUCUC